Molecule: messenger RNA, 1921 nt
Organism: Aedes albopictus (Asian tiger mosquito)
Lineage: Eukaryota; Metazoa; Arthropoda; Insecta; Diptera; Culicidae
Exons: 5
Coding region: 163-1740 (525 amino acids)
Source: RefSeq, a predicted model, not a curated record
AGCGUGUAAACAAGGUAGCUGUCAAAGCUUUUCAAAGCGUUUUCAGUCCAGUUUGCCGACCGCAAAAUUUUAUAAAAUCAUUUUUCCACUCAAUUUAUCACAUUUUACUGUAAAAGUGAAGGCAGAUAGGUAAAGUUUGCUAAAGUAAAUAGAUUCUCCACAAUGUCAGCAAAAGAAGAGCAGCAAAAUGAAGCAGCGGUAGCUUCCGAGAAUGGUAAGACAACUGAGGAGGUAGAGAAUGGAGGAGCUAACGGGACCGAAACCCAGGUUGAACCGACUGAAGUUGAACUGACUGAGGUUGAACCGGCCGAGGAAAAACCUGUGGACGCGCCUAAAGACGAUGAAACGACGGAGGAUAAACCUGCGGAUCCACCGAAAGAUGAAGAACCAUCCGCUGUAGCCGGGGAAGAGGCAGUAGUGGAAGAGGAAACUGAAGAAUUUGAAUCGCCUCCGGAGGAUUUGGAUGAUUUCGUCGUGCUGGACGAGGUGGAUAUGAGUGAUGGAGAAGGUGAAGAGGAGGACGCUGAUGGCGAAGAAGGCGAGAAAUCGAAAGACAUGUAUGAUUUCGAUGGAAAGCAAUGGGAUUGUCCGGUGCAUAGGAUGGCCCCGAGGACGUACACCAAAAGCGAACUGCAACCAACGGAUAUCGAUCCCCGCUGCAAGGCGGACUUUCCGCUUGCAAAAUAUUGGCCUGUAUAUUUGGGUAACUUCUAUGUGCCCCGAGCAAAAUCCGACUACAAUGUGUUCUUCACCGCGCAUAAGUAUUUCGCCUCGAAGGGCUUGCCGUCGUUCAUGAUUUUCCGUUUGAAGGAUACCUUCUUCGAGGAGUACCAAAUGCGUGUCGGACUAUUCGACAUGUUGGUGUAUUUCAUCAAUAAGAAGGACGCCAAUCGGGCCAUCAAUGCGUGUCAUGGGGAUACAUUCUACGGGCAUAAAUUGAAGGUUUACGAUGGUCGAACGGCGAUGAAAGCUCUCGCUGCCGGCCGUAACAGCAAAUUAUUCAAGGUCAAGCAUUUAGUGGCGGAGGACAAAUUGGAAACGGAAACCGUCCUAGAGGACUACCUGCGUCAGUAUGGGCAGGUCGUUUUCCUCAGCAAGCAAAGCCUCGAUCACUUCGUGGUCCAACUGAAUCAUCAACCGAACCGCAAAGGUUCUAUCAUGCAGGAUCCCCGACUUAAGGCGACACCCGUCAAGGGACCAAUCAAAAAGCAACGGUUCAUCGAAGGGGAUGUCAUGGACGAACUCAACAAGCAGAUUACCGACAAUCCGAAAUUUAUGCGAACCAGGUUGCACUUUUUGUACCUCAAGUUCAUUUCGCACGGAGUCAUUCCAAAGAUGAGAAUGCCGUGGUUGUACAACAAGAGUAACAAGGAUGCAGCUCGAGGUGUUCCUUCUUCUGCCCAGCCGAGUGCUCCAAGGAGUGCUCGUCACUACACUAGGGAGGUAGUUCCACAAAAACGCCGAUACGACCACAACGUGCCGUACGGAAAUGGAUCCCACAGACAGGAAUCCAAACAACAGCUUCUGAACGAGGCAAGACAACUGGAAGAGCAGCUUAGAGCUGUACAGAGCAAAAUAAAUGCGAAAAUUCAGGUUCAGAAUAAACCUCUCCCUCCUCCGGCGAAAAAACCGGCUCUCAAUCCGGAAGUGACAAAGACCAGACGCCAGAAGACGGAAGCCCAAAUUAUGAGGCAACGCAUCCGAGGGGCCCGCCGUUGGCGAGGUCCCAGAUUCGACUGAUCGGACUUGAAUGCUGCACUGUAUAAGGAAUGAUCGUGAAGGGACAUUGCAUUAUUAUUCCAAUACUUAGGAAGGCAAACUCAGAUUUAAACUUGAAGUAGAUUAUGUUUCUUACCUACCGAAGAACUUUAGUGGAUAAGGAAGACUAGGGCCAAUAAAACCUGUGCUGAAUUUACCGCUA